CCGGCUCCGUGCGGAGCGGGGACCCCCCCCGUCCGCCCCGCGCCUCCAUUUUAGCCCCGGGAAGCGAGGCCGGGCCCGGGGGGCUUCGAGAAGGAUCGGGGAUGGGGGGCAGCCCCCGGCUCCCCUCGCCUCAGGGCCGGGCUGCGAGCGCUGGCGGGCCCGGCCCCGCCGGCCGGCCCGGAGCGGGAUGGAGGUAACGGUGGGAGGGGGCGGCAAGGCCCCCCUGUGACAGCCCUUUCUCUCCCCAGCUCUUGGAUUUUCCCACCUCCUCGAGUGAAUAAAUAAGAAACUUGCAUCCCGCCCGGCGUCGGCGGAGGCUGGAAGGAUCCGGAGGCCGUCCCCGUGCUGCCGGCUGCCCACCUGGACCGCAGGUGUGAGGAUGGGCCUGGCCAAGAUGCCCAGCAAGGCUGCCCUCGGGAGCGGCAGUGGGAGGCAGUGGAGCUGGCCUCGGCARCGGGAGAGGCUGGACUUCCCGUGUCUCUGUGCUGAAUGGCUGCGAUGGCGCCCGCUCUCACUGACGCAGCAGCUGAAGCUCACCACAUCCGAUUCAAGCUGGCUCCCCCGUCCUCCACCUUGUCGCCUGGCAGUGCCGAGAGCAACGGCAACGCCAACAACAUCCUCCUGGCUGCCAACGGCACCAAAAGGAAAGCCAUUGCUCCGGAGGAUCCCAGUCUAGAUUUCCGAAACAAACCUMCGAAGGAGGAGCUGGGCAAGCUGCAGCCGCUAGUGGCCUCUUAUCUCUGCUCGGAUGUAACAUCUGUCUCUUCAAAAGAGCCUCUGAAGCUGCAAGGAGUCUUCAACAAGCAGACAGUCCUUAAAUCUCACUCUCUCUUAUCUCAGUCCUUCUUGAAAACAAGUGAUCUGUUGGGGAGGCAACCAGUGUUGGAAUUCACUUUGGAGAAUCUAAAAACAAUGAGUACUAAUAGCCAGCCACCYCUCCCGCAAGCGCCUGUGAAUGGCUUGGCCAAGAAAUUGGCCAAAAGUACCAAUUCAGACCAUGAAAACUCUAGUUCUCUGAAUGGUGGGAAGUGUGCUCCUCCUUCUGCUGCCCUCCAGACUGUUGAUUAUAAUACAGGAGGUUCUGAAUUAGGGGACUUGAAGACCGGGUUGACCAAUUGCACUCUUCCACAUAGAAGCCUUGAUGCAGAGCACGCACCUCCCUUUAGCAAUAAUAGCACUGCAAAUAAAUCUUCCCUUAAUUCCACAGAGCAGCAGUGGGUGCUCGAGGGCGGCAGCGGGGAGACACGGGUGCCCGGUGUCGGGAGCAGUAAGUUGGAAGAGCAGAAACCUUCUGUGUCUGCUGGUCACCACAGCGCUCUCGAYUCCGAGAUGAGGACGAGGGCUCUGCUGAGACGUCAGGCGGACAUCGAGAGCCGAGCCCGGCGGCUGCAGAAGCGUUUGCAGGUGGUGCAGGCRAAGCAGGUGGAGAGACACAUCCAGCAGCAGUUGGGUGGCUUCUUGGAGAAAACGCUGAGCAAGCUUCCUGCUUUGGACCCGCUGAGGCAUCGGAGCCAACUGAUGUUGACCAGAAAAGCAGAAGCAGCCUUGAGGAAAGCUGCGAGUGAGACAGUUACUUCAGAAGGCCUGAGCAACUUUCUGAAGAGCGAUUCGAUAUCGGAGGAACUGGAGAGAUUCACRGCCAGUGGCAUGGCCAACUUGAGAUCCAGUGAGCAGGCGUUUGACUCGGAUGUCACUGACAGCAGCUCUGGGGGAGAGUCGGACGUUGAAGAAGAAGAACUGACCAAAGCAGACCCAGAACAACCCCAYGUACCACUGUAAGUAGCGCUGGUUUCAUUCCGGGGAGCG
Malurus melanocephalus (red-backed fairy wren) is the source of this 1806-nucleotide messenger RNA. Its product is annotated as KAT8 regulatory NSL complex subunit 1-like. Gene Ontology annotation, cellular component: NSL complex. Lineage: Eukaryota; Metazoa; Chordata; Aves; Passeriformes; Maluridae. The coding region runs from base 490 to 1779 and encodes 429 amino acids. The record is from RefSeq and is a predicted model, not a curated record. Gene Ontology annotation, molecular function: histone acetyltransferase binding. The transcript is spliced from 2 exons.